Messenger RNA from Suillus discolor, 532 nucleotides. RefSeq lists its product as uncharacterized. NCBI's taxonomy places the organism in Eukaryota, Fungi, Basidiomycota, Agaricomycetes, Boletales, Suillaceae. Bases 161 to 403 code for a protein of 80 amino acids. The transcript has 2 exons. The record is from RefSeq and is a predicted model, not a curated record.
GCAACUCAUGCCAGUAGUACAAUCGAUCUUCAAGCUUGGCCUUGCAUGAAGAUCAACUGUAGAUGCUUUGGGCUUUGCCCUGUCUCGUGCAUUGAAAUUUGACGGGCUGGCAGUCCCGCUGGCUGGUUUUGUUAUCUCCUUCUGAAGGUGCUACUCGCCUAUGACUCAACCUGCUUUCUCAUCCUCUGUGCUUGCCUGCCAAUGGACUCGACCGCUGUGGACCUGCCAGAUUCUACUGUUUGCACUCACGAAGGCGUCUCUGAAAUACCUAGUCCGGACUACAGGCAGUCUUGUCAAUGUACUAGGGUCCUUGACAUACAAAUCAGUGACUUGGCGCUCGAGUGACCCAGUCAAAUCCAGCCAGGCUCGGAAAUUUGUAUUGGUAUUCAACUAUUUUGGGUGAUGACGAGGGAAGCAAUGCUUCAAGUUCUUCAAACCCAUUAAUGGUCGUCUCCAUGUAAUUCGUACCUCUAGCACAAUAAAAACAACAUAUUCUGCCAUCUGCCACGCUGGCAGAAUAUCGUUCUGACAG